UGAAAAAGGAAAAUUAUUGUGUUUGAAGAUGUGAAUGCGGGCUAUGGGUUUUGAACCCAUGCGCAGUAAAAUGCAAAUGAUCCUAAGGCUUUCCCUUAACCUCUCAAGCAAAUUAACAAUUGCUCUCAAAUUGUGUUUAUUAUAUUCUACACUUAAAAAAGUCGUUUCCGCUAACAAAAUGGGUACUAGAGUUGAAUGCUACAUUAACCAUUCCUUUUAGAACCGAUAAAAUGGACUUAGCUUACCGCACUAGCUAGUUCAUCAUUCUACAAAAAUGACGGGGCAGACUUUGUUUUUUAUGGCUCACAAAAUUAGCAAGCCAAUGAGGACCCACCUAGUAUGUGUAUGCUACUAAUAUUAGUGUGUGUGCACAUAAUUUUAUAUAUAUAUAUAUAGAAUCAUAUUCAAAUGUGAACUUGAUUUAAGAUGGGAACUUAGGGACUAAUCUGGACCCUUUAUUUAUAUGGGUUUACGGUUGCGAUUUUUGAUUGGUUUUAUUUUCUUAAUUAGUUUAGGCUUAUUAAGUUUAUGCGUGGAAGGUUAGUUUAGUCUUUUUCUUCUAUUUUGUAAACCGAUAAGUUAGGGCUUUUGAAUUCAAAAUGUAUUCGAUUUCUAUUCGUGCACUAGUUUUAUUUAUUGCUUUUGUAUUCUAGAUGUAUUUGUAUUUCCAUUCGUGCACUGCCCACAGGUCAGUUUGCCGAAUACACCUCUUUGCUGAGUGCAUCUCCUCCGUGAAUUGCGUUAUUGACUGAGCUAUGGCCUUUGCAUCUUCUACCAUUCGGUCGAAGAGGUCGGCGACUAGACCUCCUAGCGAACAACUGGCGCUCCUCCAAGGCGGUGGGCGAGGGGGAGUCCCGGACUCUGGUGUUCGACAGUCAAAGAGGCUCUUGUCUUGCCACGACUCCGAUCAGCUGGUCGGUUAUUCUGGUGGAGGGUCGAUGGCUCUCCGUGCGUGUACGCUGUCGAAUAGGGUGGCUUCAGGUCGGCCUACUUUAGAACCAGACCAGCCGGUGGGUAGCACUGAUAGUACCUCAUCGGAUGAUGACUUCCAAACGGCGCCUCGUGGGUUUGUGGAGGCAGAUCGUAGGGGCACUGGGGUGGAUGUAGGAAUGGCCAAAGACGGAAGGGCACCAGUGGGGGUUUUCAAAGAGUUCUUCACGAUUAAGACUCGGUGUAGGCCUAAACCACUUGUGUGUGCUAUAAAAGACUUCAAUUCACGUCAAUGUGAAGCGGUUAGGGAGAUUGGAUUUGGGGGUGUCCAACAACCAUGUGUAUGAAUCUAUGUCUUCCUUUGUGAGCAAUCCUGCAGCAAAUGUGACGCAUCUUUUGUGAUUGUCAA
This is a messenger RNA of Ipomoea triloba (trilobed morning glory), 1339 nucleotides long. RefSeq lists its product as uncharacterized. Bases 756 to 1277 code for a protein of 173 amino acids. NCBI's taxonomy places the organism in Eukaryota, Viridiplantae, Streptophyta, Magnoliopsida, Solanales, Convolvulaceae. The record is from RefSeq and is a predicted model, not a curated record. The transcript is spliced from 2 exons.